Necator americanus (New World hookworm) is the source of this 1848-nucleotide messenger RNA. RefSeq lists its product as uncharacterized. The transcript has 12 exons. The record is from RefSeq and is a predicted model, not a curated record. NCBI's taxonomy places the organism in Eukaryota, Metazoa, Nematoda, Chromadorea, Rhabditida, Ancylostomatidae. Bases 1 to 1848 code for a protein of 615 amino acids. Gene Ontology annotation, molecular function: zinc ion binding; metalloendopeptidase activity. Gene Ontology annotation, biological process: proteolysis.
AUGAGAAUAUUUUUCCUACUGUUAUUUGUAGUAAUAAAUGUGCAAGAAUCAGUAGCGUCAGAACAGGAAGAUGUGCAAACCUUUCUCACACUGGAUGAUUUUCAACGAGAACUAGAUGAUGAGGAGGUAUUCUUGACAGAUCAAGAUUUUCGUAACGCUGAACUUUUAACAAGAAACAACUCCACAGUUCUUCCACCUUCUCGACUUCUAUCUCGCCAAUCUUUCCUUCAUGGCGACAUCAGAGGAAAAGCAGCAUGGAAAUUGAAAAUACGCCGAAAAGGGGCUCGACGUAACGGGGUAAUCACUGGGGUCAAGAAAUGGCCAAACGGCAGAAUCCCAUACAUGAUCAGCGGGCAGUACACGGAACGAGAACGUGCAGUGCUUGCUCGAAGCUUCCAGGAGUAUCAUAAGAAGACCUGCAUCCGCUUUGUGCCUCGAUCGCCACUGGACCGAGACUACUUAUACAUAGGGAAGAUUGAUGGAUGCUUUUCUGACGUCGGUCGAGCGGGAGGAAGACAGGAAUUGUCGCUUGAUGACGGAUGUUUACAAUAUGAUACCGCCAUCCAUGAACUGAUGCACUCAAUUGGCUUUUACCAUGAGCACGAACGAUGGGAUCGCGAUAGCCACAUUAGGAUUCUUUGGCAAAAUAUCGACAGAGAUGCAUACGACCAAUUCGGCAAAGUAGACUUGAGUGAGAGCUCCUACUACGGUCAGAUGUACGACUACUACUCCAUUAUGCACUACGACAGUCUGGCCUUCUCGAAGAAUGGGCUCGAAACAAUGGUGGCAAGACGUCCGGAAAUGACAGUAGUGAUUGGUUCAGCGAUUGAUUUCAGUCCUACCGACGUGCUGAAGAUGAAUUUAAUGUAUCAGUGUGGCACCAACAUAGUUCCCAACGCAGUGGAUGCGGAAAGCGUGUCGCUGCCCGUUCCACCUCCAUCUCCACCAAUUCCCGCUCAUACAUCACAUGAUAUUGGAGAUGAUGAUUGCAACGAUAAGACGAACUUGUGCUGGAGAUGGCUGGACCGAUGCGGGUCGUUCUUCUUCGAAAAAAUCAUGAAGGAGUUCUGCGCCCUCUCUUGUGGCUACUGUACACCGAAGUCUUCAGUUGGCGCAACAAGCAAAGCUGCUAAAGGAGCCUCUGCGAGCUAUCUACAGCUCGGGCCUAUCAUCUCGGCUGAUAAUGCUCCACAACGGACUUUUCCAUCGAAAGUGCGAGUCGUGAUCAAGAGCAGAAAACCUGGCACAGCUCCCAGACCUGCAUUCGUAUCUGCAGAUUUUUCUCGGACUGGACAGAGAGGUUUGCCGGGAAUACCGCCUGCCCUUGUUCUAACCUUCGUCGACUAUGUAAGACACUUCGAGAGCGUAGAAACGAUUGCAGUACGCUCAGCGCUGGUCAAUCAAGGUGUGGAGGCAUCGCAUGUGAGCGCAAAGUCAUUUGCUGCAAUCGAUGCACCACUAGGAUACAGCUUUUGGAUAAUGAAAUCACUCGUUUGGGAAGAAAAAGACAUAUGUGUUGGUGGAAGAUUACUCUCAAAAGCUCCUCUUGCGGAUAAUGUCGUUCUCUUUUCGAGAAGUACCAACGAAACAGAGAUGAUGCUCAAGGAAUUGAACGAAACAGGGAAGAGAAUAGGACUGCAAAUAAACAGAAAGAGGACACAGUUCAUGAAGAGCGCCUACUGCGACGAUGGAGGAGUACAACGUGAAGGCUCCAAAAUCGUGGAAACUUCGUUUACCGUAUACUUCGGACUUUCUAUGAACAUGGAAAACGACGUGAAUGAAGAACUGAAUAGAAGAAGGAUAGCAACGUUGUCAUUCGCCUCAUUGAAAGAGCUACGCACUAAAUGA